AUGUAUGUGUGUGUGUGUGUGUGUGUGUGUGUGUGUGUGUGUGAGUGCGUGCGCGCGCGCGUUGUGUGGUGUCGCGGUAGUGAUGAUGCAGUGCGGGGCGAGGAGGUGGUGCCGGGUGACAGAUCGCCGCCGACGCGCACCGCGUAGCCCGACAGGUUGGCCAACCGCGUGUCGACGACAAAUCGGUGGCCGACCGACCGUCCGCAUACGUUUGUCGCGGUGGCCGCCGCCGUCGUCUUCGCCUGUCGGCGGGCGACCGAUGGUGGUAACAGUGUUCGCCGUGCACACUCGACCGUCGUCGGACCGCCGCCGUCGUCCGACCGUAGUCCGUACGACUCGUGCACGACAUUCGGUUGUAGUCGCUGUCGUGAUCGCUGGGAACGCCGCGCGUUUUGUCGAUCGAUUAUCAACGAACUAGUCGGAGCACGCGAGGACCUCCGAACGGCUUCCCGAUGAUCGUGGCCAUGGAGAGGAAGCUGAUAUCGGAACUGAUCGACGAGUACAAGACAUGCACUUGCCUGUGGAGGAUCAAGGACCCUGAUUACAAGAACAAAGAGAUGAAGAACGAGGCGUAUGAGUCGCUGCUGCAGUUGAUAAAAAAAUAUAACGAGAGCUGUACAAUGGACGACCUAAAACGUAAAAUAGCCAAUCUGAGAACAUGUUACUUGAGGGAAUUCAAAAAAGUUAUGGACGCCAAGAGAUAUGGUGGAAUAUACGAGCCCAGUUUGUGGUAUUACAAAUCCUUGGAGUUCCUAAACGACCAGCAUCAUAGCGAAGACAGGGUGCGGUUGGGCCGCAGUUAUCCGGACAAUAGCGACGAAGAUAACGAGUCAAACGAGACACAAAACAUCUUGGUAUACGAGGACGUCGAUGACCGAGCCGGGUCCGAGGACAAGGAUUCGUGUUCCACCGAACCAGAGUACCAACAACCCUGUACGGCGACCAGCAAUAGCUUGCAGACCGUAUUGAGCGGCAGUGGCGGCGGAGAUGGUGUCAAGAGACCCAAAAGACGGCGACGGGUGUUGGACGUGCAGAACGGGCCGCCUACCAGAGCGUCGCAGCCUCCGCCGCCGCCACCGGACCGGUACUCGAGCGGUACCACCGGAGCCGCCGACUUUUACGAACCGCAGAUAUUGGGCGGAGUGGGCGGCGACCCGGCCGAACCGCCGGUGGCCGACUACUACGACGGUUUCGGCCGGUACGCGGCCAACGAGCUCCGGCAGAUGGACAGGCAGUCGGUGAUCAUCGCCAAGCGGCUGGUCAACGAAGUGCUGUUCCUGGGCCAGAUGGGCAUGUUGAACGUCAACACGAGGAUAGAAACGCCGACGACCGGCCGUCGGAAGAACGCGUCGUCCGUGUCGGCCGCGUGCAAGUCGGAAACGCACAACCGUAAGCACCGUCGCCGACCGCAUCGCGACGAUGACGAGGACGACGACGACGGCAUCGACGACGUGGACGAACACGGCCACGACAACGGUGGACGUGAGUCUUCGUCGUCGCCAAUGCCACCCGUCGAGUUCAUGGAGACUUCGUGAUACGCCGCGGAAAACGGACGGCCGUUCGACUAGCAAUAAUCUGCACACUGCACGCGCGUAGCCGAUAUCCACUUCCGCAAACACCGCGACGACUGAACUCGAUUUUAAGACGCCGUCUUACUCGUGGAGAGUAAAUUGCGGUUCGUAUUGAUGUACGGCGUGUAUUCAUUAAUUAUAUUAUGUCUACCUAUAUGCAUAAUAAUAAGUAUUAAUAAUUGUGUAUAUUAUUUGUAAAAAUUAUUCAUAAGACUAUAUUAUUGAUUAUGCUGUGCGUUCCGUUCGUGUGUCGAGGCGGUGGGAUGCGUCUCGAUGUAUUUUUAUGUAUUACGAUUUAAAUACAAUAUAUUUUUUUUAAUUUAAAAAAUAUUGUUUUCUAAGAUUUUUAUCAUUUGGACUACAGCUUAUAAUAAUAGUUCAAAGAGUUAAUUUAAAAUACAGUAAACUAAUACAUCAUAAUAAUAAAUUAAAUUAUUUGUCUACAUAUUGUAACUACACUUAAAACUUUGAAAGUUAUACUUGUUGUUCGAUAAUUAAUAUACACAUAUGUAAUUUAAACGUUCCUAAUAAUUAUUGACUUUACUCGAAUCGAUCGAAUUUAUUAUUUCCAUAACCUUUUCUUUCACCGAGGAGCUACAUUUAUUUAAGUGCCGUCUAGUAUUCGACGAGCCCGCGUACAACUACACAAAUCUCGCACAUCAUCAAACUCGUGGAUAACGAUAUUCGACGUGUACAAUACAUCGGAAACUGCAAUUUUGUCCGCUAUUCGGAAGGUUCAGUUUGCUGUUUUUUUUUCAAAAACCCUUCUGUUAUUUGGAUCCAAGGU
Molecule: messenger RNA, 2358 nt
Organism: Rhopalosiphum maidis (corn leaf aphid)
Lineage: Eukaryota; Metazoa; Arthropoda; Insecta; Hemiptera; Aphididae
Exons: 4
Coding region: 453-1535 (360 amino acids)
Source: RefSeq, a predicted model, not a curated record